GCCUUUAUCUGUGUCUUUGUCUAUGAUUCUGCCCUAACCUCUGCCGAAUUAGAAAUACAUAUUUUUCUAAUCCUAAUUACUGUUAAACGGAGUUGUUGUAUUAUUGUGUUUAGACGUGUAUUGUGUUGAAACUGUGCAAAACAAGCAUCGUAAUAGUGUAUCAACUUAAGCCCUUAAAGACAGUCAGCAGCGCGAAAAUGACUUUAUCCGUGGACAAAGCCCAACACGUGCUGCCCCUGGACCAACCGUUUGUAAAACUAGAAAUUCAGGCUGCUUUCAAUGGGCUCACUGAUCGGGAGAGGCUUUACGCCCAUCAUAUCAGCAAGGCCUCAUGGGUUGGAGGGCUUAUAACUCUGAUACAGACCAGCCCAGAAUCGGGCCCACUGUUUGUGCUUUUGCACAAGGUGCUUUCUUGUGAAAAGCCUGAACAAUUGAUGCAGAGUGCCAUUAAAGCUGGCUUUUCUGGGGACGAAGUCAAAGCCUUUUAUGUCUAUGCUGCUGGUGUUAUUGCCAAUUCUGGAAACUAUAAGGGUUUUGGUGAUACAAAAAUUAUUCCGGAUAUUGACCCAAACCGUUUAGAGCAGCUACUAUCAUUGAGUCUUAGCUGGCCAAGUAUCAGCGCUAUAUGGAACAGCAUUAAGCACGCAAUUUACGACUUGGGGCCUGGUAAGACUUGCCUUGGGUACCACCCCCAGGGAUGUUCGACUUAUAUUUCAAAAAAUGUCACUCCUGAAGAUACCACCAGUGUGCAGAACUGGAUGAAAUCGCGCAAAUUAGAAUGCUACAAUACCAGACUGUUUAAAACAGAAAAAAAUAAUAAAGUGUUUUACGAAAUUCGCAUGGCAUCGGAGGAGAAGAAGGAUCCAGAAGUGUUUGAGGACGGCGACGCCACUUACUGUAUCACCUAUGGCGACUAUUCGUCCUUAAUGGGCCAGGUUGCGAAGAACUUAGAAGCAGCCGUGCAAUUUGCGGCCAAUGACAUGGAGAGAAACAUGUUGGAAAGCUACGUAUCGUCAUUUAAAACUGGCUCUUUGGACGAUCAUAAAAAGGGUUCAAGAUACUGGAUCCAAGACAAAGGGCCAGCAGUAGAAACCUACAUCGGCUUCAUUGAGACCUAUAGAGAUCCUGCAGGAGUGCGAGCCGAAUUUGAGGGAUUUGUGGCUGCAGUUAACAGAGAAAUGUCCAGGAAGUUCACUACGCUGGUGUCUAACGCCGAAAGUUUCCUCAAACUCUUGCCAUGGACUCGAGAGCUGGAAAAGGACGAGUUUUUGAAGCCCGAUUUUACUUCUUUGGAUGUCCUCACGUUCGCUGGCAGUGGAAUUCCCGCAGGAAUCAAUAUUCCAAACUAUGACGACAUUCGGCAAACCGAGGGCUUUAAGAACGUUUCCCUUGGAAACGUAAUUCCUGCCAGUUAUCAGCAGUCAGUAACUCCGUUUCUAAGCCAGUCGGAUGCAGAUUUAUUGCAAAAAUGGCGAGUUCAUUCCUUUGAGCUGCAGGUCGGUCUUCACGAACUACUCGGUCAUGGAUCAGGCAAAUUGUUGCAAAAGGCUGCUGAUGGUACUACCAACUAUCCUCCAACUUUAUUGGAUCCUUUAACAGGCAAACCUCCUACUUCUUGGUACGAACCAGGAGACACCUACGAUACUCUCUUUGGCCCUCUGAGUUCCACCUACGAAGAAUGCAGGGCUGAAGCAGUCGGGCUGUAUUUGAGCGUGGAACCAGAAGUGCUGAAAAUAUUUGGGCAUGAAGGGAGUCAGGCUGAAGAAGUGCUGUAUGUCAACUGGCUGUCCUUGAUUUGGGGUGGGGCCGGGCGUGGUUUGGAGCUAUGGGAGCCUGGUCGAGGCUGGCUGCAGGCUCACGCACAGGCAAGAUACGUAUUGUCCCAAGUCCUAAUUGAGGCGGGUGUUGUAAAAGUAACCCAACCAAGCGAAGGCGACCUUCUGAUCACUCUGGACCGUUCGGCGAUUAAAGGAGCAGGCCGUUGCGCAAUUGGGCACUUCCUGCUGCAGCUGCAAGUUUUUAAAGCCACAGGAAACGUGAAAGCCGCCAAGGCAUUGUACGACCACUACUCUGAAGUGAACGAACCCUGGCUUGGUUGGAGAUCAAUUGUCUUGGAAAAAAAGCAGCCAAGAAAGAUCUUUGUUCAAGCAAAUACAACGGUGGAAAACUCAAAGGUGCAACUUAGAGAAUAUGGGGCUUCCAUCGAGGGGUUCAUCCAGUCCUGGGUGGAGCGUUUCGACAAUCCGGAGCAUAUUUACGAUGCCCUUUUGCAGCAGAGCAAAGCGGACGAGAUACAUUUCUGAAUUGUUUUUAGCAAAGAAUUACUUUAGAACGACUUCGUCGUUUUGUAAAAUUAAAAGUUUUGAUAACUCCUUA
Messenger RNA from Dendroctonus ponderosae (mountain pine beetle), 2376 nucleotides. RefSeq names its product dipeptidyl peptidase 3 (gene DppIII). Gene Ontology annotation, biological process: proteolysis. Lineage: Eukaryota; Metazoa; Arthropoda; Insecta; Coleoptera; Curculionidae. The transcript is spliced from 12 exons. Gene Ontology annotation, cellular component: cytoplasm. Bases 198 to 2303 code for a protein of 701 amino acids. The record is from RefSeq and is a predicted model, not a curated record. Gene Ontology annotation, molecular function: dipeptidyl-peptidase activity; metalloexopeptidase activity.